AUGGCCCCAGGCACCGGUGGUAAAAGAAAGCGAGGAGAAAGAACAUGGUCUAGCGAUUCAGGACACGACGGACAGAGACCAUCCCCUCAUCGACCCGGCAAUCUGAACCUUGCGCAUCACAACCAGCCUCAGUCGCCAAGUCCGCGUCCGAACGCUGGUGAAAACGGUGGUGGAAGAAACAGAAGACCGAGCAGAGGAGGCAGAACACCGUCAGGUCGUGUGCCGACAGUCUCUAACGAUCAAUCGAAACCUGCUACAGAAUCCUCAAUGGCUCCUCCAGCGACGCCGCAGCAGGCAUCUGAGCCUCGUCAGACUAAUGGAGCUAAUGUUACAAAGGCUGCGCCAUUGCACGAAGUGCCGUCGAACGAGCCGGAGAACAUCAACUACGCUUUCGAAUACAUCACACCGGAGAUCAUAACGGGAUGGGUGAAAAAUGGCAAGAAGAACAUCAUCACUCAAGGUGUCACUGCACGGAAAAGUGAUGAUAUAAUUACCCUAGGAUGUGUCUUCCAAGAAAUCAUUCGAGCAGUUCUGUCCCGAAAACUGGAUCCAUCCGAGGCCGGAGAUGCUGUCAAACAGAUACUUACAGAUGCAAGGCAGGAGAACGGCACUGUGCAGAGCGAUGAUGUCGCCUCAUUCUUUCUAAAUACUCUAUCUAUCCUCGCCGAAGAGAAGGAUGGAUCGAAUGCAGCUCUGAGACCGUUCGUCUUUGCUACCGAGAUAUCGCCAGCAUUGUUGCGCCUUGAGCUCGACACCAAUCUGAUCCAGACUCUGGGCCUAGUACGAGACACAUUCACACGUAUCGGAAUUCGCAAACAGACAAACGUGCUGUAUCGACAAUCGAACUACAACCUUCUUCGCGAAGAAUCUGAGGGCUACUCGAAACUGGUCACUGAACUCUUCACGACAAGCAACACCGAGUCUCCUUCCAGCGAGAUUGUAGAAGAAACAUUCGAGCGAGUCAAAGCCAUGAUUGGAGCCUUUGAUUUGGAUGUGGGACGUGUUUUGGAUGUGACUUUAGACGUAUUUGCGGCUGUGCUUGUGAAAAAAUAUCAUUUCUUCGUGAGGUUUCUACGAGCCAGCUCAUGGUGGCCUAAAGGCGAUCGCUUGCGUCGAGAAGAGGAAAACGGCAUCUUUUCUGGUCUACCUAGCUGGGCUAUUCCCGGAUGGACUUCCAGCGAUGAUGAGAAAAAAGAAGACCUUGCAAGGAUACGCGAUGAACGCGACCAAGCCUUCUGGGAUCGUGUGCGAGAGGUUGGAAUACGCGCAUUUUUCGAAAUCGGCCGACGUGUCUUAUCAGAUGAAGAAAAGCAGAUUGCCCUGACGGAGGCUAGCAAUCAUGGAGAGCUUGAAGCGGAAACCAGGAAAUGGGUGGAAGAAACAGGUACCCUACCACCUAAGGGUAACCGAGUGGCUGCUCAGCUUCUUGGGUUUAAGCUUCGUUUUUAUUCGACAUUCGCCCGCGAAGCAGGCUAUCUUCCCGAGAACUUGAUUUGGGUCGCUGCACUACUGAUAAAGAUUGGCUUUAUUUCCCUCCGUGACCUUUAUCCCCACCUUUGGCGUGAAGAUGACUCGAUGCCGGAGCUUGAAGAAAAGCUUAAAAAGGAAAAACUGGAACGAGAGAUCAAAGCCAAACCUGGAGGCGGUGUCAACGCUUUGAUGCUUGCAGGUGCAUUGCCAGACGACACAGUGCCUCCCCUUGUUUCUCGCUCUCGUGACACUGAGGCUCGGUCAGCAACCCCCGCGAAGGACCCUGAAGCUGCUGCAGCGAAAGACGAAGAAGAGCCUUCCCCAGAAAUCCGCGAACAAAAGAUCGAUUUGUUGAAGAGUUUGCUGACUAUUGGUGCUAUUCCUGAGGCUCUUUAUAUGCUCAGCAGAUUUCCCUGGCUGAUGGAUAUACCGGAACUUCCCGACUAUAUUCACCGCAUCGUUCACCAUUGCCUUAGUAAAAUAUAUGCGCCUCUGCGACCUAUGCAAGGCCUGGAUCAGAUUCGAGCAGCUAGACCAAUUCCAAGCCCCGAUCAAUCCGGUGUCGCGAAGGGCCAAGUCCGUCUCGCCGACGGUCAGCCUCGCAGAAUGCUUCGAUGGGCUCAUCCAGAUAAAGAAGAUCGGGAGGAUGGAAUCAAUUAUCGAUUCUAUUGGGACCAUUGGGCGGAUAACAUACCCAUUUGUCAGAACAUCGACGAUUUUUUCGCUUUGGCAUCGUCUUUAUUGAAUGUGUCGGGUUUCCGAAUCGGCCAGGACCCGUUACUGAUGAGUAAAAUCGCCCGAAUCGCUCAGGAUUCUCUCAGCAAAGAUGACUCAGAGUCCAACAAGAGUCGUUGGAAAGACCUUUGCAAACGACUUUUGCUCCCUGCUCUGAGUCUGUCUAAAAAGAACCCCGGUGUUGCCAACGAAGUUUUCGCUGUGAUUCGCCACUUUCCCAGAGCGGUUCGCUACAACAUGUAUGCUGAAUGGCACUUUGGGCAGACCUCCAGGUUACCCGAAAUCAAAACAGCCUUCGAGCUUGCUACUGCGCAGACAAGGGAUACUCUCAAACGAUUGAGUAAGACCAACAUCAAAGCUAUGGCUCGUGCUCUAGCUGAAAUCGCAUACGCGAAUCCCGGAAUUGUGAUUAAUGUUGAGAUCACGCAAAUCGAAUCUUAUGACAACCUUAUCGAUGUUGUGGUUGAAUGUGCGCGCUACUUUACAGAUCUAGGAUAUGAUAUUCUGGCUUGGGCUCUUAUCAACUCCCUAGGCCAACAAGGACGAAGUCGCGUGCAGCAAGGUGGAUUAUUGACCAGCAGAUGGCUCAAUGCUCUUUCGACUUUCACAGGGAAAGCAUUCAAGCGUUAUUCAGUUCUCAACCCUACGCCAAUUCUCCAAUACGUUCUUGAACAGCUCCGUCAUCAAAAUUCGACUGAUCUCAUUGUUUUGGAACGGAUAAUAAGCGCCAUGGCUGGAAUCGUGACCGACACAAAUUUCAACGAAGCUCAAAUUCAAGGCAUGGCCGGUGGCAAUCUUCUGCAAUCGCAGACUAUGCUUCAGCUUCUAGACAAGCGACACGAAUCAAGAACGACAUCCAAAAGACUCAUGAAAGCUUUGACCGACUCUAAAAUGGCCGGUCAAUUACUCAUCGCCAUCGCGCAAGAGCGUCUACUCUGUGUCUACAGGGAGUCCGAAAUGGUGCCUGAACUGAAAUUGUUGGGCAACAUCUUUGACGAAAUCCAUCGAAUUUUGACACAAUAUCUGGACCUACUUCGGAGCAAUCUUACAGUCGAAGAAUUCGACUCUUUUGUUCCUAGUCUUCCAGACUUAAUCGGGGACUUCGGCUUGCAACCCGACGUUGCCUUCUGGAUUAUGAGACCUAGCAUAUGUAAAGAAAUCGCUGAAGCAGAUCGCGGCUCCCGCGAAGAGCCUGCAACACAGAGCAUCGAAGCUAGUGUUUCUGGAUAUGCAGCAGUCAAUGACGAUGUGGAAAUGACCGAAGAAGAGAGUGCUGAGAAGAAAGAAACUGCUGGAGAAGAGAUGGACGUGGAUAAAUCAGGCUCCACUGAAGUGACCGAAACCCGGAUCUCCAGUGAAGUCAAUGGCACGACAUCUAAAUCUGAUAACGUGCCCUGGCACCCUGUCCUGCAAGGUCUCAUGGACAAAAUCAGGCCGGUACUUCCGGAAAGCGCCUGGCAGACCGUGGGUCUUCCUUUCUACGUGACAUUCUGGCAACUUUCAUUAUACGAUGUUCAUAUCCCUGGCAAAGCGUACGAAGAUGAGAUUGAACGACAAAAACGCAGAGUGCAAGCGAUCUCGAAUGAUAGAACAGAUGUCAGUCUAGCCGGCACUCAAAAGAAGGAAAGAGAGAAGAAACAAAUCCAGGAGCUACAAGACCGACUCCUUGAAGAAAACAAAAAUCACCUUGUUUCGUAUGAGACCACCCGAAACAGGCUGCAGAAAGAAAAAGACCACUGGUUUCCUAGCAUGCGCGGCAAAUACGAAUCUCUUAACUUGGCUCUGCUAGAGCAAUGCUUCUUACCCCGCCUUUUGCUAUCGCCUAUUGAUGCCUUUUAUUGCUUCAAGAUCAUGAAGUUUCUACAUAUUUCAGGUACACCGAAUUUCCGCACCGUUGGUCUACUUGAUCAGCUGUUCCGAGAACACAGGUUGACUGCGAUUAUUUUCCAAUGCACCUCAAAAGAAGCCGAUAAUUUUGGAAAAUUCCUCAAUGAGAUUUUGCGUGAUAUGACCCGUUGGCAUGCAGACAAGUCAGUGUACGAAAAAGAAGCCUGGGGAUCGAACAAGACACUACCUGGCUUUGCUACAAACGUCGAUGCCGAAGGCAAGGCGACUUCAUUCGUGGAUUAUGAGAUGUUCCGACGAUUACUUUACAAGUGGCAUCGUCUGCUUGCAGGAGCACUAAAGACUUGCUUCAACAAUGGCGAAUACAUGCAUAUUCGAAAUGCAAUCAGUGUUUUGAAGGCCGUCUCCCAACACUUUCCGGGUGUUAACUGGAUGGGUCGCGAUAUGCUGCACUGUGUCAAUACUCUCAGUAACGAUGAAAGAGAGGAUGUAAAGAUUCCAGCGGCAUCACUAAAAGGAGAACUUAGCCGAAGAGAGAAGCAAUGGCUUCUUCCGCAAGCUUUCAUGAUUAAUGAGAGUUUGGCCGGGGAAAAAGGAAAACCUCGUCCAAGAACAGACUCUGCCGCUCCAAAACAACUGAACGCACAAGCCGCCGAGUUCAAGCCUCCAGAAGUGAAUGGCACGCCAAGCGACCAAAUUACAGGUAGAAUGGAAGUCGAGGAUGGUGAGAUUGAGGAUGCAAAGAUGGCUGAUGCUUCGCUCGCUGCCGGAGGAAGGGAUCAGACACCAGCAGCCGAAAGAGCAACAAGCGAGAAACCGAGACUUCAACAAACCGAUGUAGUGGCGUCUUCGGCAGAUGCUGCACCUAAAGGCCUCCAAACCGAGCGUGCAGGCACCGCUGGACCAGAUGAGAAUAGACAACCGCAUGCUGCAGACCGUUCGACAUCUCUCUCGUUUAGGGACACCGACACCGCUCGAGCUAGAACAGCGUCGCCGGCGCAAUCACGACAUGGCUCAAGACCCCCAGACGCGAGUCACUCCGCGAAUAUACCGAAACGCCCGGAUCUUGACAGGGUUUCCUCGCAACCUCCACGAUUACCACUACCGCCUAAUCUACCCAACAAGCCCGAGGCUCCUCGUGGUUACAAUCGUCCAGGUAGACAGUCAGAUAUGAAGGAUGACCGUAGAGAAAUGCGGGACGCUCGACAGUCGGAUUCGUCCCGCUCUAGCCGCUACCCUGACUCCGAUCGGGAGCGUCUGAAUGACCAUGAACCUCGUGGCCCUGGCCGUCUGGAUCGCGACCGAGAUCCACAACGACUUGGCCCUCUAGAUGACGACCAAUUUCAUUCUCCGCGUGAGGCUCGUCAGCGCCGAGACGUCGCGAUGCACCAAGACCUGAUCGAGAUGAUCGAAGACAUCGAUUGUCUUCACCAACAAGAGGCGAUGAGCGCCGUGGUACUCGUCAUGAUGAAUUUCCGGCAGGGCCGCGUAGCGACAGAGCAGCACGAUCUGACUUGCCAGAAGGAAGAGAGUCACGAUCUGGUGGCGACGUAUCCCAUGGAAGAGGACCUCAGGAUUCUAGAGCGGUACGACAACCUGAGUCGGCCAAUGAAAUCCCUCUUGGUCCUCGAGGUAGUAGAGCUGGGCAGUCGCGCGGGCGGAAUGUGUCAAUGCCACAACCACCACCACCUACUACACCUGGUAGACCUUCCGAACGUCUACCGCCAACUGGUCCCUCCGGUCGAUCAAGUGGUCGCGCUCCUGAUCCUUCUGCGGCACCAUCACCGGCUUUGGCGGGCGAAAAAACCGAGACUGGGGGKGUCCAUCCUGACCGUCUCAAGAAUCUACAAGUUUCAACCGAGCCAGGCCCUGGAAACAACCGAUCUCAGCCGCCACUUCCACCUAGUGGACCUCGCAGCUCCCUUAGUGGGCAUCUUGGCGGUUCUCCUGUCACACGUACACCCCCAUCUGGGCCAGGAAAUGACAGAAAUCGCAGCGAUAAACGGUUUUCGGGUAUCAACACUAUGCUUCAGCAAUCAGGUGGUGCUCAAGAACGAGGUGGACAAGGAACGGCAAUCCGCGGCAGAGGACGACAAGCUCAAGAAAGCGGACCACCUAGUCCCCAAGUCGGAGGACCUGAUGCUGCCACUGGGCAAGAAAGGACUGAACUAUUCCCAGGAGCUCCGGAGGGAGAUAAUCGACCAUCAGGCCGUGGCCGACGAGGGGAUGCCCCACAAGAAGCCAAUCGGGAGUCAAAACGGAAUGAGAAGCAUGACAACGAGCGUGGCCGUCGCGACGAAGACGAAGCUGCUAAGAGUGGUCGAAGAGAUGAUCGUCGCGAUCGAGGUCGGGACCGCGAUCGUGACCGUGAUCGUAAUCGUCGAAAUGAUAACGCAGAAGACGACUCGCACCAGGGUGGAAAAGAUUCGGCCAACCGCCGUGCUACCGGUGGUCGUGACGACCAUCGAAGGAGAGAUCGCCGAGAGAGGGAUGAUGGACCGCCUGACCUCCCAGGACCCAGCGGCAAUGACCACCAAGGUCGAAACCGUCCUUCAUCCUCACAUAGCAAUAACAACAACUCGCUGCCAAUUCCUCCACCUGCACCUGCAGGACCGCCCAAUGAUGACCGCCGAUGGGGCGGUGGCAGUGGUCGUGGCGAGAACCGCGACAGAGACCGCAAUCGAGAUCGUGGUGGUGGUGGAAGAGAUCGCGAACGAGACUUGA
Molecule: messenger RNA, 6774 nt
Organism: Talaromyces amestolkiae
Lineage: Eukaryota; Fungi; Ascomycota; Eurotiomycetes; Eurotiales; Trichocomaceae
Exons: 4
Coding region: 1-6774 (2257 amino acids)
Biological process (GO): mRNA export from nucleus; mRNA processing
Cellular component (GO): THO complex part of transcription export complex
Molecular function (GO): mRNA binding
Source: RefSeq, a predicted model, not a curated record